AUUUUGAAUUUGGUUGCUGGGACAACCAUUUUGUUUACAUAUGGUGCUGCCUUCAGUAGAUUUUGAUCACUGAUAACUUUUUACCAACAUAGUAGAUAGUCACAGAUAUCCACAAUAAUGGACACGUCAAAAAAGAUUGCUCCAUCAACAAAAAAAUAUGUGCUAUGUAAGAUGCCAGCAGACUGGGCUACUCUGCCUGUGUUUUCUGAUGUUAGUCGACAACAUGGCUGUAUUGCAGUUUAUACAAAGAGUAGGCAAGACAACAGCCUUGUAUAUGAAGGUUACAUUUGUCCAGCUGCUCCUGAAAUGCUGUCUAUGUCAGCGGUGCAGCUACCACCAAGGCCGGAGAGCUUUGCACAGAAGUAUGAACGACUGCUAGAGAAGAUCAGAGCUGAGGAGGCUAAGGCUCAAGCUCAAGAAAAAAUCAGCGAAGCAGGGCAAGGUGUUGUCAGAGCAGAGCCAAACCCCAUGCCAGGCAGUGAAGAUACAGCUGAUGAAUCAAAACAGCAGAUAAAAGCAGAGGCCACCAGUGAAACUAAAAACAAAUCAGAACAUCUAAAUCUGUCCCUGCAGAGGACGGAGUCCAACACCGAUUAUCCACUUCCACUAGAAAUCCUCGACAGAAGAGAGAGUUUACUCCCAGUAGCCCCUGAAGGAGGGACAGAAGAGUUUUUUCUUUGUCUUGAACCUUGGGAGGACACUGUGGACAUGGAGUUCUUGAACCGUUUGUAUUUGUGAAUAAAUAUUUUGAGCAGCAAUUUAAA
This is a messenger RNA of Sander lucioperca (pikeperch), 764 nucleotides long. RefSeq lists its product as uncharacterized. Bases 118 to 738 code for a protein of 206 amino acids. Lineage: Eukaryota; Metazoa; Chordata; Actinopteri; Perciformes; Percidae. The record is from RefSeq and is a predicted model, not a curated record. The transcript has 2 exons.